Messenger RNA from Saprolegnia diclina VS20, 1107 nucleotides. RefSeq lists its product as hypothetical. Lineage: Eukaryota; Oomycota; Saprolegniomycetes; Saprolegniales; Saprolegniaceae. Gene Ontology annotation, molecular function: 3'-5'-RNA exonuclease activity. Bases 1 to 1107 code for a protein of 368 amino acids. The record is from RefSeq and is a predicted model, not a curated record. The transcript has 10 exons.
AUGUACCCGCGUCCGUACAGCGUGUAUAGCGAUCCGCCCGCGACCGGCGGGUUUCGCGUCGUUUGCUUCAACGUGCUCGCAGACUACCUCGCGGCCGAGAGUCAGCAGCACGCGCGCCCGUACGACGCCUACAAGUUUAGCUGGGCCUUUCGCCGGACGCGGCUCUUGCGCGAGAUUCUAUCGUGGCGCGCCGACAUUAUUUGUCUCCAAGAAGUCGAUCAUUUUGUCGACUACUUUGAGCCUGAACUCGCACAGCACGGCUACGUUGGGCGGGCCCAGCAGCGGACGGGCGAGACGACGCUGGACGGCUGCGCCAUCUUUGUCAAAACGUCGACGUUUGAGAUGCUCGAGACGGUUGGCAUCGAGUACAAGGUGCCGGGGCACGACGUGCUCGACCGUGACAACGUCGCGCUGGCGCUUGUGCUACAGUCCGUGUCGGACGGCGCGAAAAUGGUGGUCGCAACGACGCAUAUUCUCUUCAACCCGCGGCGCGGCGACGUCAAGCUCGCGCAGUGCCAACUGCUCUUUGAGAAGCUGGCGGCGCUCCAAGCGUCCCAUGCGUCGGACCGUCUCUUGCUCUGCGGCGACUUUAACUUUACGCCGUGCAGUCCGCUCUACGCGCUCUUUGCGACCGGCGUACUCGACUGCGACCGUCUCCAGCCACCCGACCUCUCGUGCCAAGUUUCGCCCAGCGGCUCGUUCUUUCACGAGCGGCGCCACGUCGAGACCGAAGCCGAAUUGCGGCAUCACGGCGCCGGCACGGCCGCUGGACGCUUUGACCCAGCGCAGCGCGGCCCCAGUAAGCGGUCGCCGCCUUCGAAAUUCAACAAGGCCAUUGGCGGCACCGUGUCCCACCCAUUUGCGCUCAAGAGCGCGUACGCGCAACACCCGACCGAGGCGACGACGGGCGAGCCGCUUGUGACGACCUACCACAACCGCUUUUUUGGCACGGUCGACUACAUUUGGUUUUCGGCGCCGACGCUCCAAUGUACGGGCGUCGUCGCGAUGCCGGACGAAGCCGCCUUCUUCAAGCGCAUCCGCGGCCUCCCGACCCAGCACGUGUCGAGCGACCACCUCUCGCUUGUGGCCGACUUUGCACUUGCGUAA